AUGGCAAUCCACCAAGAGACUGGCGCAGGACAAUUUCCUAGUCAGGCUGUCCCAGAACCUCAGUCGAGUUCAGAGUUCGCUAUAAUCCCUGAUCUUUUCGAAUCUUUCAUGUCUCGGGCGCCGGAGGUCAACUCUCAUUAUUAUGAUGUUGGAGAAGAGGCAAUGAUUUGGAUUGCUGAUAUAUGUGGAUACACUGAAACAGACCGCAAGCGUUUGCGAAAAGCUGAUUUUGCAUAUUUCGCUGCCAUUGCUUUUCCGGAUGCGUCGCCGACGAAACUCCGCACUGUGACAGAUUGGUUCAAUUGGGUCUUUGCGUUCGACGAUCAGUUAGAUGAUGGCUUGUUUGAUCACCGAAAAGUAGAGGCGCUUCAGUAUAUAAAUGGCAUGCUUGCUGUCGUUAAAGAUGUCCAUUCAUCCGAGUCGGACCGGCUUCGACAACCUGCUAGAUACUGUCUGAAGACCAUUUGGCAGAGGCUGCAAAACGUAAGAGCCAAAGCUCGUUGGGCUCGACACAUGGUGGAAUAUUUCGAAGCCUUGCGAGACUCGAUCAAUUUCAAACCUUCCGAAUUGCUUGAGGACACGAUCGAACAAUACAUGCGCUAUCGCCUCUACAGUAUCGCUGUCACGCCCAUCUUCUCUUUCCUGGAGUAUGCAUGUAACAUUCGACUUCCGGAUGAGAUCUUUGAGCAUGAAUCAAUGAUCGAGAUUGAAAGAAUUGGGGUAGAGCUUCAAAUGCUCGCCAAUGACUGCGUAUCGUACCAUCGAGAGAGGGACCUUGGUUGUGUCCACAACAUCGUCCACCUCUUCCUCCACCACGGUCUUUCAUUGCAGGAAGCCUACAAUCGGGUGCACUUCUUGAUGCGUGAGCGAUACAAGCGCUGGUAUAUGGCUCAAGCGUCUUUGCCGAUCUGGGGAGAAGAAAUCGACAGCCAAUUGCGGCGCUACAUCAAAGGGAUUGAGGACGUGGCGCUGGCCAAUGCUCACUGGAGGUAA
This is a messenger RNA of Coniosporium apollinis CBS 100218, 993 nucleotides long. RefSeq lists its product as uncharacterized. NCBI's taxonomy places the organism in Eukaryota, Fungi, Ascomycota, Dothideomycetes. The transcript has 8 exons. Bases 1 to 993 code for a protein of 330 amino acids. The record is from RefSeq and is a predicted model, not a curated record.